Messenger RNA from Penicillium salamii, 996 nucleotides. Lineage: Eukaryota; Fungi; Ascomycota; Eurotiomycetes; Eurotiales; Aspergillaceae. The record is from the annotation of a GenBank genome assembly.
AUGUCCCCUCUCGCUCGCCUUGCCCAAUUCUCUAAACAACUCACUCCCAAAAUGAAGCUCCUCUACCCCACCUCCCUCCACCUUGACACCAAGUCCCUCGAGGGCUUCUCCGUCUCCCUGCACCCCUACGACGUCACCGUACCGAUCCCCGAAUCCCUCAUUGACGCCGACUUCCUCGUAACAUGGAGCAACAAAGCCAGCAAUCUUCAAGAUGCAGCCUCCCGCAUGAAAAACCUCCGCUGGAUCCAAUCCCUAGCUGCAGGCCCCAAUGACGUCCUAAACGCCGGCUUCGACGCCUCCCGCAUAGCCAUAACAACAGGCUCAGGCCUCCACGACGAAACAGUCGCAGAACACACCCUCGGCCUCCUCCUAAAUGCAGCCCGCCGCUUCUACGAAAUGCGCGACUAUCAAAACCGCAAUGUCUGGCCUGCCCAUCUAGGCGGUCCCCAGUCCGAUCGCGAACCAGGGUCCUUCAAGACCCUCAAAUCUGCAAACAUCACCAUCUGGGGCUUUGGCAAUAUCGCAAAGAAACUCGCUCCUGUCCUGACUGCUCUUGGUGCGAACGUUACUGGCGUCGCGCGCUCAAAUGGCGUCCGCAACGGAUAUACUGUUGUUGGGGAGGAUUCACUUCCUGAUGUUUUGUCGAGCACGGAUGCAUUGGUUAUGAUUCUGCCUGGUUCUGAAAGUACGAAUGGGGCAUUGAGUGCUGAGAGGUUGAAGUUGUUGCCUAAACAUGCUUGGGUUGUUAAUGUUGGUCGGGGCACUUCUGUUGAUGAGGAUGCUUUGCUGCAGGCUUUGGAGAGUGGUUCUAUUGGUGGUGCUGCGUUGGAUGUUUUCUCCACUGAGCCACUGCCUGCGGAGUCGAAGCUUUAUGCUGCGCCUAAUUUGAUUCUUUCGCCUCAUGCUGCGGGUGGUCGGCCUCGUGAGGCGGAGGCGUUGAUUGGGUAUAACCUUAGACGCUUGCUUGCUGGGCAGGAGUUGAAGAAUAUUAUCUAG